Messenger RNA from Colossoma macropomum (tambaqui), 1638 nucleotides. RefSeq lists its product as uncharacterized. The record is from RefSeq and is a predicted model, not a curated record. Lineage: Eukaryota; Metazoa; Chordata; Actinopteri; Characiformes; Serrasalmidae. The coding region runs from base 57 to 1082 and encodes 341 amino acids. Gene Ontology annotation, biological process: response to bacterium. The transcript has 6 exons.
AAAGGACCUUCUGACUUCUUUCAAACAUUCUGUUUGAAACAAUUCAAAUAACAACCAUGAUUUCUAUGAUAAUAACUCCCCUCUGGAUUCUUAUUGCCAGUCUUUACAAAACAGGUCUUGUUGAAGCUGCUGAUCUUCAGCAGAAGCCAUCAUUUUUAUCAGCUAAUCUGGGUGAAGCUGUUAAACUUUACUGCACGUUUGAUGAACGAACGAGUAACGAGCGAAUGGUUUGGUAUAAGCAGAAAGUGGGACAGACUCUUCAGCAGGUGGGAAUAAUUUUAACAAAUAAAGAUCACAUGGUUUCAGAUGAGUUCAAACAAUCAGGAAUAAAACUGGAGGUAAACAAGAGCAGCAUUUCUCUGACUAUUCAACACACCACUAAAGACGAUGAAGGAACGUACUUCUGCGGCGUAUCUCAACUGAAUAUGAUUACAUUUUCCACAGGAACUUUCUUAGCUGUGAGAGGUCACCCAAAGUUAAAUGUAUCAGUGCUCCAAACUCCAGUACGGGGGUCAGUUUCUCCAGGAAAGUCAGUCACUCUGCAGUGCACGGUCCUGUCUGAGAUCAGAGCAGCAGAACUCCGAGUGCUCUGGUUCAGAGUUGCUGCAGGACAAUCGUUUCCUGAAAUCAUUUACACUCAUCAGAACAGCAGCAGCCGUCAGUGUGAGAUCAGCUCUUCUACACACAGCUGUGUGUACAACUUCUCCAAGAACAUCCUCGACCACAACCAUACUGGAACUUACUACUGCGCUGUGGCUGCUUGUGGGAAGAUCAUAUUUGGGAAUGGAACCUCAGUAGAACUGAGCAGGUCUGUGGAUCCCAUAGUGAUGCUUUUAGGAGCAGCUUUGGGAGUGUGUGUGGUUGUGUUUUCUGCUAUGGCUAUUUUCAUUUGCAAGAGAACAAAGUCUGAUUACAGCAGUGUGAGGCUUCAACACGGCUCAGUGGUGGAGAACCCAACCAGUCAGGACUCUUCUGCUGUGGAGCUGAUUUAUGUUGCUAAAAGGCUGAGAAUGAAGAGUGGACGUUCUGGACACAGUGUUUACUCUGAAGUCAGAUACUCCUCAGUUACUGACCUCCAUUAAACUCUUUAGCUCCCUUCUGUUGUAUAAGGAUAAAAUUGUGAGGGAUACUUUCAUUUUAGUGACACAUCCUGUGUUUCAGCUGAGCUCCAGUUUAACCUUUGUAAUUCAUAAGCAAUCAAAAAUGUUCUUCAAUCUUUGUCUCUUUUUGAUACUCAUAUAUAUAAAUACAGGGAGAUUCACUCAAAAGAGGCCCCGAAUAUUCUGCUGUAACUCCCGUUAGGAUGAAGCAAUCUGAACCAAAAAAUACGCAACAUACCUUGACGUAUGUGUAAUCAAUUGUAUUACAUGCGAUGCUGGAAGUGAUCUCCGUUUUCUGCCAGGCACAUGAAGGGGUAACUCCAUUUGCCCCCAGAAGUAGCAAACAGAUGUUAAACGUCGCAACGGCUGUCCAGUGCCAACCUCUUCACUCCGACACAGGGCAUCCCAGCUUGUUCCAAUAUCAGACUAAUCUGUUUAUGCUCUGAAUGAAUUCUGUGUUAAAUGCAUGUCAGCUUAUUUCUGUACUUGUUCAAAAACUGCAUCCAACAACUUGCAGCUUCAUGAUCCUUUUAACAGG